This is a messenger RNA of Gryllus bimaculatus (two-spotted cricket), 1877 nucleotides long. Lineage: Eukaryota; Metazoa; Arthropoda; Insecta; Orthoptera; Gryllidae. The record is from the annotation of a GenBank genome assembly.
GGUGCACUGUUUGAGUCUCCUCAUGUGGAUGAAAACGACGUUCAAACAAUCUCACAUAAAUGUGAAGUUUUACCACUGGAUGGUUAUACUGGCCGUCUUGGAACUGAACCAGAACGAUAUUCAUCAAUUUAUGACAACAAUGACAUAUAUUAUCUGGCAGGUUAUUAUGAUCCUACCACUAGCCAGCUUAGCAUGAAACCUGGAGUAGUAUAACUAAAAACCAUUGUGGCCAAAGCAAGGUACAGCAAACAGAUUGAUAUUUACUGUACUCUGAAAACUUACAAGAUGUUUUACUGAGACAUGUGUGGAUAAACAAAAAUACAUGAAGAGAAGAAUAACAAAGACUGUUGACCAAAUGGAAUGUAUUGAUUUCCACAUUUCAGUGCAAUAAUUGGAUUGUUCAAAGUACUCUAAAUGUGAAUAUACUGAAACUGACUUUGAGUUUUUUCUUAUUUAAAGUAGUCUGCAUUAUGAAAUAUUGACUAGACUUUGAAACUGUAUAUAAUUAUUUCAGUCUAUACUGAGAUUACCUUGUCUAGUAGUGUGUGUAAACAUUUCACACUACAACAUGGUGUCUGUUUAAAAUUGAGUAAAGUUCUGAGUGCACUGCACAGUGUAAAUUUGACUUUUUUGCAUUUGUAUUCAUGCAUAGUUAUUUUUGCCCAUAUGUUUAUUUUUAUAUCAAUAUAUAUAUAAAUAAAAGAUAGGUGUCAGUUUCAGAAUAUGUACUUUUUUUAGUCGCUGCUAUUACAGGAACUAGAAAAUCUGUCACAUUUUCAUCAUGUGUAAACAAUAAAUGUGUGAAGUUUUGAAUUUGGUAUGCAAUGAAGAGUAGUCUAUGUACCUGCAAGUUAUUGAUAUGUCACAUUUCAAAUUGCUGUGACUGUACAAAAAUUAGAAGAGGAACAUGGGAGGAAUGGUUUUGAUGGUUCAUAAUAGUAAAUAAAAAUUGUCAAAUUGUAUAUAGUUAAAAUGACCCUGUCAGAUUCUGAAUUAUUCAUGUUAUGGCCAAUAUAGACCUUUAGUAUUCUUCCUUGUGCAGACAUUUGGAAAACAUUUUAAUUAUUCUCAUAAAAAGAUCUAAGUUCAAUAGCAUUUGAUCCAUUCUUGUUUCUGUAUCUUUGGGUUCUGAUGUGUUUUUAAACAUUUACUCAUGUCAUUAUUUUAUAAUAAAAUUGUUAGCUUAAUUGUGAGAUUCAUUUAUUAUUCUAAAGAAUACAAUACACAAUCCAAAGUUAUUCUGUGAUUUUCUCUUAAAAAUUGUUUCAAAAUAAUUAUGUUUGGAAAAUUUGUUAAUUGAAUUUUCAUAUUUUUUGCCAGAAAUAUUAUAUUAAAAAUAUAUUAUACUGCACAAAAUUUUUUAAAGGAAAAUGCUUUUGAACUGAGAAACAUUUGCUAGAUAACAGUUGAUGGUAAUUUCAUCAGUUGUGUAGAAACUUGUGUCCUUAACAUUUCACAAAAUAAUUUAUAUUUUUUUUUCCAAGUCUGUACAUUCAUUUGUUCUUUUAUCAUAAUUAUCAACUUGACUGAAUACUGACCUAUCUAGACAGGAAUUAGUCCCAUAAACUUAUAUUUUCCCUUGUCUACUGAUCAUGAGCACAGGGUUUUCUAGAAGUUAAUUACCUUGAUAAAUAAUAAACUUCUGAGACCAAAGCCAUGAUUAAUUGAAAAUUAAAUCUGCUAAAUUGUUUAAGGUAUAAUUUGAUAUUUUGUUUCAUUUAUUUUAGUUUAUUGGUAUUAAUGUUUUGUACAUAACGUAGAUAUUUUAAGUUCUAAAUUUAAUUCUAUACCCUUAGAAGAAAUCAUUCCAAUUGAUUUUCUUUUCUUUUCUUUUCCGUGUUUAAAUUUUCUUUCAUAUGCAGUAAAGUCAUUUAAGG